Messenger RNA from Cotesia glomerata, 897 nucleotides. RefSeq lists its product as uncharacterized. The record is from RefSeq and is a predicted model, not a curated record. The coding region runs from base 60 to 782 and encodes 240 amino acids. The transcript has 5 exons. NCBI's taxonomy places the organism in Eukaryota, Metazoa, Arthropoda, Insecta, Hymenoptera, Braconidae.
AUUUUUUUACUACGCUCACAAAGAUUAAUUUUGUUUUUUUAUUUGUAAAAUUAUUUAAAAUGGCUUUAUUUGAUAACAAUAAUAGUUUAGAUUCAAAUGCACUAGAUAAUGAACUGAAGCAAACCUACGAAUACUUAAAAGACAUUGAAGCCGAGCUUCUCGAGCAAAAAAAUGAAUUUAUCUCAUUACUCUCGAAGAAUCCCAUUGAAACAGUGUCACCGAACAUCAAGCCAGAUGAUAUUGAAGCAGAACAACUAAAAUUCGUGAAAGCUCUAGUGAACGAAGAACAGGACUUUGAUGACCGAAUAAGACCGAUCAAAAAUUCAGUAGACGUUUUUACGUCACUAGAUUCUGCAUUGCUCCAAGAAAUUUCGGAUAUCCAGACAAUAUUGGAUCAAACUAAAGUAAAAUUUCUAGAUGUCAAACAGAGUAUCAGCUCAUUGAUGAGCGAGAAAAAUAAUUUACAAAAAAUGAAAGAUAUGUGCUCAGAUGCUGUCGAAAAUGUUGAUGCUGAAACGAGUGAUAAAGAUAUCAGCAGAAUAAAAAGGUCUUUCUUGACUGUCAAAGCUGAUUUGGCUAAAGUUGUCGACAUCAUCUAUCCAGAGGACAAUUUUCAUGGAUUGCUAAAAAAUUUGGUGAAUGCAUAUUCAAAAGAAGGAGAUGAAAAAUACAUAGAUGUUGAAGACGUAUCCUUGGAUUGCGUUAAAUCAUUGAUCGAAGCGGAUAUUGCGAUGUACCACCGCAAUGACAGGAAUAAAAUUCGUCUAGUAGAUCUUAUUUAAGUUCAAAAAAGUAAAUUACAACUAAUCAGUAUUUUUUCUACUAUCAUUAAGGGCCAGUUUUUCAAUCCUGGAUAAAAUUUUAUCUUGAAUUGAAAAACUAAGUGUAUAAAUUAGG